CGCUGGUGACCUCACUGUCGCGGUGUGUGAGGUGCUGCCGUCGCUGAUCGCUGACGUCACACGCUUCCGCGAUCCUGCUUUCCCGGCUAGCACACGGCCCAUGCCAUGCAUAUAAACACCAAACGACGAGCUCUCGUCCUUCUCCUCCAACUCACCGCUCAACUUCCGACACACAGACGAUAUUCAACCCGUUCCCACUCUUCCAAACUCAAACUCCACUUCAACAACCAUCAACAUGCCUCUCUUCGGCGGCUCCAAGGAGACUACUACUUCCCCUCCCCCAACCACCACCACGAGCACCUCUCCACCUGCCCGUCAUCGCUCUCUCUUCAAUCGCCGACGUUCGUCGUCUCCCGUGACUACUACCACCGCGACCUCCCCGAAGCGUCACUCGGGUUUCCUGCACAAGUCCGGCAGCGAGGAUGCGAGCAUCAUAGCCGCACGGGAGCGUGUUAUGUCGGCCGAGGCUGCCGAGCGCGAUGCUGAUCGUGCGCUUUUCGCUGCUCGUGCUGCUGUGAGGGAGGCUAGGGAUCAUGUUAAGAGGCUGGAGAGGGAGGCGGCUGAGGAGGCUCGUCUUGCGAAGAUCAAGCAGAACCAGGCUAAGGCUAUUGGCAAGCGUGGAAAGAUGCUUGGUCGCUACGACCACGCUUAAGUGUUCACAAUCCACGAUGCUACCUUGAAUCUUCGCUAUUGUAGCGGAUGACCUAUGGUUGCUGAUGUCUCUUCCAUGGAGUGUAUCAUCACGACAUCUCUUUCCAAUCUGUACGAUUACUGGUGGUGUAUUAUAUCGACGGUACCAAGCGAGGAGUUCUUUGCUGCGUUACCGGACGACUAACAGUUCAAUACCCGACAUGUUUCUUUUCUUCCUUUGUUCGAGCUUGUAGAGGGUUGCUGAGGCGCGAAUGGGACGAUGGCCUCGACUUCAUGUCAGUGCGGCAUCUUCAAUCAAGUACUUUGAGAAAAGUAUUCAGAGCUGUCCCUCGAG
Messenger RNA from Trematosphaeria pertusa, 985 nucleotides. RefSeq lists its product as uncharacterized. Bases 236 to 652 code for a protein of 138 amino acids. The transcript is spliced from 3 exons. The record is from RefSeq and is a predicted model, not a curated record. Lineage: Eukaryota; Fungi; Ascomycota; Dothideomycetes; Pleosporales; Trematosphaeriaceae.